Numida meleagris (helmeted guineafowl) is the source of this 1406-nucleotide messenger RNA. It is a transcript of the gene COASY, whose product is annotated as Coenzyme A synthase. The transcript has 9 exons. The record is from RefSeq and is a predicted model, not a curated record. NCBI's taxonomy places the organism in Eukaryota, Metazoa, Chordata, Aves, Galliformes, Numididae. Gene Ontology annotation, molecular function: ATP binding; dephospho-CoA kinase activity. The annotation marks the transcript as partial. Gene Ontology annotation, biological process: coenzyme A biosynthetic process.
GCUCUGCGGGAGCUGGCCGCCGCCGCCUACGGGUGCCCGCCCGGGCUGCCCGCGCUGCUGCUGAGAGGCUCCGACGGCCCUGACGGCCCCGACGUUCCGCCCGACGCCUGCGGCGCGGAGCUGCCCGCGUACCCCGACGUGGCGGUCGGCGGCACCUUCGAUCGGCUGCACGGCGCCCACCGGCUGCUGCUCAGCGCCUGCUGCCUGCUGGCCCGGCGGCGGCUGCUGGUCGGGGUGGCCGACGGGGAACUGCUGCGCCACAAGGUCCUGCGGGAGCUGAUCGAGCCCUACGAACUGCGGGCGGCCAAGCUGCGUGAGUUCCUGGUGGAUGUGCAGCCCUCGGUGCUGUAUGACAUUGUGCCUCUGGGAGACCCCUAUGGCCCUGCAGUCACGGACCCAGAGCUCUGCUGCAUCGUUGUCAGCGAGGAGACACGCAGGGGUGGGGAGGCUGUGAACAAGAAGAGGAUCGAGAACGGCCUUGCUGCACUGGAGCUCUUCGAGAUUGAGCUGAUGGAGGACCCACACCACGGCCACAAUGAGGAGGAGAAGAUCAGCUCCUCCAGCCUGCGACAGCGGCUGCUCGGCACGCUGCUGCAGCCCCCACGGGACAGCCCCACGCUCCCCUCCCACCCCUACAUCAUUGGUCUGACUGGGGGCAGCGGGAGUGGCAAGACCUCCAUUGCCCAGCGCCUGGGGCAGAUGGGAGCAUUCCUCAUUGACGCUGAUGCGCUGGGCCACGCUGCAUACCUGCCUGGCAGCCCAGCCCAUGGGCGCGUGGUGGCUGCGUUCGGAGCAGAGAUCUUGAACAAAGAUGGGACGAUUAACAGGAAGGUCCUCGGGGCAAAAGUGUUUGGAAAUCAGGAGCGGCUGAAGAGCCUCACAGACAUUGUGUGGCCUGAGAUCGCACAGAUGGUCAGGGAGCGGAUCGGAGAGGCAGGAGCUCAAGGAAAGGCUGUGGUCGUGUUGGAUGCUGCUGUGCUUCUCGAGGCUGGCUGGCAGGACAUGGUGCACGAAGUGUGGGUGGCCAUCAUCCCUGAGGAGGAGGCCGUGAAGCGCAUCGUGAGCAGGGACGGGCUGAGUGAGGAGGUUGCCCGCAGCCGGCUGCGGAGCCAGAUGAGCGACAGCCAGAGGGUGCAGCAGGCGCAGGUGGUGCUGUGCACGCUCUGGGAGCCAGAGGUCACCCAAAGGCAGGUGGAGAAAGCCUGGGACCUCCUGCAGCAGCGCCUGAGCCACGCGCCCGCGGGACCGCCGUCCUUCUGACCGCCGCGUGGCGCCCGCGCACCGAAGGCCGCCGGGACGGGGGCAGAGCCGCGGCCGUGUCCCGGCGCCGGGCGUGGGCCGGGAGAGGAGCACCCGCCCCCUCCCUUCGCUGCGCCAGAACGGAGCGGAAGCGCCGCAGCUCCUCG